CAGUUGGUUGAAGGAACUCAAAUUGGUCUUGAUGGCCUUCAGCGAGCUUGCAGUUUUUGCGCUGAAGUGUUGAUUUCUAACAACUCCAAGAAACCAGAAAAUUUACUGUCUAAACAUACUGUUCGAUCAUUAAAUGCAGAUAAUGUUUAUGGUUUAAAGAAAAAUAUGAGUUCAACAGAACAAAAACUGAAAACCACUUUGUCAGAUUCUAUUCCCACUAAUGUUAGCCAUCUUUCUAACCAAAAUAUCCGUAUGAAUAAUAGUUUGGCGACUGUGUCGAAUGCAAAAGGAUUGCUAAAUUCAACUUUACGCUUCCGCAGACAAACUGUAGAUUCAUUUAUGCCGCGUUAUUCUGUUUCUACAAAUUCAACAGAUGAAGGUACAGAUUUAUUUCCCGCCUACGUUUCAACAACAUUUACUAGUGGCAGCCUUACUGGUGGUCUAUCAUCUCCACCUGAGUCCACUGAAGAAAGAAAACAUCAUACCAUGGGAUCAAGUGCCUUUCAUGUAAUUCAUCGUACACCAUGUAAAAAGAAAAACCUGAUUUUAGACAAUUCUACAGAUACUUCUGUUCAUAAUGUUUCAUUUAACAAGUUAUCUUCGGCUCAUUCAUUCGAAUGCUUACUCAGCAGUACAUCAACAUCAAUAUUUGAUUCAGAUCAAGAAGUGUUCCUCUUAUGGUUAAAACUCUGGGCUAAUUCUUCACAGGAUUCUUCAUUUCCGCUUACAGCUACUUCAAAGUUAAGUACUGUUUCAACUGAAUCGUAUGGUCUUGUGCAUAGACAUUCAAAUGAGAAUUUGACAAAAGACGACAGUUCGUCUAAAUUGUUACAGUUAUUUAAGUUGAAAAAAGAAACUGAGGAAUUUUAUUGUGUUUAUGGUCUAGUAUUGGUUUAUUGGUUAGUCAAUAACAUUCCCGAAUUGAAACGCUGUAGGAUGAAAGGGCGUAUUGUUUGUCAGAAAUUUAUGGAUCUUGGUCUACUAACUGACCUACAGGACUUUAAUUGCAAAGAAUUUCAUGAUGAUUUCACAAUUUAUAAACUGAAAGAGAUUGAUUCACACAGUCGAUCUUAUCAUGCAAUAAGCCCGAGAAGAAAGACAACAAAUUCAAUUUGUCUUAACAAUGAUUUACUUCGUCUUAACUCGAGUACUUAUGGCAGUACAAUUGGAAUUGAUGAACCUGACUGGUUAUUAGAAAUUAAUGGUCAUGAUAAUAAAAGCUCUGGAUCUUCUACACCCUUUUUAAUGGAAGGUUUUACUGAUGGUGAAUCAAAACCAUCUACAGUUCCUUAUAAUGAUUCUACUGCGACCAAUUUUGAAGUUGGACAAGAUGUUAGUCGAAUGCGAGAUUACAAUCUUGAGGGGUCUGAAUCACCAAAGAAAUGGCGAUAUAUUUCACAGUUAACUUCUGCUAUCAGACAGGAAUCAAAUGCUUCAACACAACUUGAUGCUAGUACACGAAUAAGCAAGCAAGAAUAUAUUUAUAAUAUCAAAAGUAUAGUCGAUGAAUACAUAUACCAGUUGGUUUUACAAGAUGUUCGGGAUAAUGCUUUAGAUCCUUAUUGGGUUCCAGUUUUAAUCCGUUUGGCUUGGGAUGUCUGUCAUACCGUUCGCUUCGAUUUACGAUCCACUGGUAUGCGUUACUUUCAGUUUAAUCGGCAACAACAGCAAAAACAGCAACAUUCAACGUCUAAUGAAGCUGCAAACAAUCACGCAGUACAAAAUAGUCCGGCAAAUUCUAAUCUUUCUCGUAAACAAAAUUCUUAUUCACCAAUGGAUAUCCGAUAUUAUGUACAUAUUAAAAAGCUAUUAGAUAAAGAUAUGAACAAUUCAAAUAUAUUCUCUGGUACUAUUUUUUCUCAACGUCCAACUCAUAAAUUAAUGCCAACUGUUUUGAAUAAUCCACGAAUACUUCUUUUAGAUUCAUCUAUAAGUUAUCAAAGGACCACUUCUAAAAUGGCAUGGCUGGAGUCUCAGAUUAUGCAGGAAGAAGAAUAUAUCACCAACUGUGUAUGUAAAAUACUUUGUUUACAUCCAAAUAUCAUAUUUGUUAGUGGGACUGUUUGUCAUAUAGCACAGAAUUUUAUUUUCAAAUCAGGAAUUAUCUUAUUUUCUAAUGUGAAACAAUCAGUGCUAUAUCGUAUUGCUCGAAUGACGGGUGCAGAUAUUUUAGAUUCUGUUGAUCGUUUAAUGGGUAAUCCUGCAAGGAAAUCGGAUAACAACCUUCAAAAAUCAUCGACACGUCUUGGUGUAUGUCAUCAUUUUGAAGUGAAACAAAUACAUUUACCAGAUAAUUCGACAAAAUUUUUAACCUUCAUUGAAAAUAAUUCAGGCGAAUCUGGCAUAGCUCCAAAUCCCUCUGAGACUAAUACACCUACAAAUCCUAUUCGAUAUAUUACUCAUGAAGCAACUGUUAUUCUACGUGGGCAUGAUAUUGCUUCAGUUAUUCGUGCAAAGCGUUGUUUUCUAUUUGCACUACGUUUAUGCUAUAAUGCUCAAUUAGAAUUAUCCUAUUCAAAUAAUGAUCAUAAUUUUUAUCUAUCUAAUGUAUCCAUCAGUCAAGGAGUACAAUCAUCAAGGAAUCGUGUACAAUCUCUUCAGAAAACGUGUGUUGGAUACAGUAUUGACGAUACAUUAGUUUCUUCUCCAGUAUUAAGAAAAAAAGCUUUGACUUUACCAUCUAGUGUACUUAAUGCUAAUUCUACUAUAAAUGAGCAGAUUAUUGGUGCUCAAUGGAAUGAAUCAGAUGGUAGUGCGUGUUCAGAUUUAGCAAUCUAUUUAAAUGGACGUCUUUUAUCAGUUUCACCGAGUGUUGAAUUCCGUUUACCGUAUUUAGCGUCUAGAGAAGGUGAACUAUCCUAUUUGUACGCCUAUUAUACAUAUGUAGUUGAUUGGUCAUUUGGACGCAGAUUGAAUGAUUUAAUGAAACGCAAACUGAAAGUUGUGUGCAGUGAAUUGAAAGCAUUUGAAUACCAUCGUAUAAAUGCGAAGGUAAAUAAUCACAGUUUAGAAGACAGCAAAGAUAUUGAAUUAUAUCAUCCAUUUACAAAACGGAAUUUAGAAAUUUCUGCAUCUAAUAAACAACACAGUCCGAAAUCGGAUCGUUAUAAUUCAUAUUUUUCUGAUGAAGAUAUGAAAAACACCUAUGCACUUGAUGGAAUAAUCAUUUCUAAAACACUUACAUCAUCUGAUGAAGCUUUGUAUACUGAUUAUAAAGCUCGGGCGUAUAUGAAUUGCGUUGAAAAAAACAAUGGAGAUGGUUCUCGUUCAUUUCCACGUCUUUGGGCUGGUAUAGGUAGUAUUCUAUCUGGUCAUUGGGAUACAUUAUUUAAUGCAGAAAAGUUUAAAUCAUUGAAAUCAAAAUUUUUUGGUUCGUCUACAACAACUGCUGGUUUUUCAGCUAAUUCUGGUGUGCAGCUUUCUUCUGAAUCCGAAGGUAUAAAACGUUUACGACGCAGUAUUCUAGAUCCACGUUCAUAUCAAUCUCUAAGCUUUUUGGCAUUAUUAUUUACACCGAAGUGUAUUAUGCGACCAGAACCCUGUGUCCCGCCUAUAAUAGCUACAGUGGAGUUUUAUGGUCAGAGUGAUUUACCGCUUGGAUUAUUUUUGGAAAAGUUUUGUUUUAUGCAACAACAAUGUCGUAAUCCGCUAUGCAAUGUACCAAUGUCUGAGCAUAUCCAAAGAUUUAUUCAAACCUCAGGAUCAGUGCAACUUACGAUAAGCAAGUUGACACAAGAUCCAUCUCGAUCAGAUGCUGCCUUAGGAGAUCCAACAACUCUAUGCAGUAGUAAUGAUUCAAAAUCACGUCCUAAGAGUCGGAUACUAAUGUGGUUAUUCUGUCCAAUAUGUCGAAUGAAUUCAGCUACCAGAUAUAUGUCUGCUGAUACAUGGCAUUUAUCAUUUGUAAAAUUUCUCGAUAUAAUGAUUAACAGUUCUAAUGAUUGGGCUCGUUGUGGUAUGAUUGGUAAAAAUUCAUCAUAUCCGCGUAGUACUUCAGGUAAUGAAUUGGAUUUAGUUGAAACACAGAAGCCGUCGUCACCUUCGACAGUUAGGAGUGGAGGUCAGAAUAUGGAAUCGGUGAUAGAUUUCAGUUGUACGCAUUCUGUUCAUAAGUGUUUGCAGCAUUGUUUUUCUUUCGAUAGAAAAUUAGCUGUUUUCAAAUAUCAACCUGUUAAUGUUUAUGAAAUUGUAAUGCCUCCUAGCGAGAUUCGUGUUUUCCCAGCUAAAAUCAAUAUCCCAAAGUUGGACAGUUAUAAUAAUAAUAAUAGUUCUGUUACGCAUACAAGGCAAUCGUCUGUUGAAAAUAAGUCAAUUACAAAUGAUAGUACAUACUGUAACCGUACUGAGAGUGCAGAUGUGACUAAUCAAUCUCAUAAUGUAUCAAACAGACAAGUACAGGAAUCGAAAAUUGGUACUACUGCUACUACUACAACUACUAACUUACGCAAAUCAGUUGCUUUACCAAGUUAUCUGUUUACAGAAGCAUCUGAAGUUUUAACAAAAUACUAUACUAUACACACUGUUAUUAAAUGUCAUAUUGCUAAUCUACAAAAUGAGACAAUAUCUUGUGAAUUAUCUGCCAUGCUUGAAGCUUAUCUAAAAGUUCUCGAAUCUGAUUCUAGUCGCAUUCUAAUGGAUGAAAGAUCAGAAUUUUUAAAUUUUCUUCUCUAUCCAGACGAUGGUUUUCAGCAUGAUGAGAAGCCUUUGAAGAAACAAGAUAAUCAUACCUCGGAUAUAUCACAGCCUUUGUUACACAAUUUAGGCUCACUUACCCUUCAGUCAGUGGACAACAGUUCUAAAUCACAUGAUUCGGCUAAUGAGAGCAACUGUGAAACCAUAAUGAAUUUAACUGACCAGCAACCAGCUGUAUCAGAUGUAAAUCAAACCGAUUCUGCACUGACUUCAGAUCUUAAUGGUAAAAUCGUUUCCAGUAGUCAAUCAGAACAGCAGGCUAUACGAAAUCACUCGAACAGUAUUUCUAGUGAUAAUAACAGCUUUGGAGAAACAACCGGAAUGCAUAAUGUUACACAGAAUGGAAUUCAAUAUCACGAUUGGAUGAGAGUAGCAUCCAACUUAAAUCCUGUUGAACUAACAUAUAUUGUGCAAAGAUUAGUGAAUGAAUUGAAACGUUGGAUAUAUCGAUUUGUUUCUGAUUGGAAUUUCAGAUAUCAACCUGUUAAUGUUUAUGAAAUUGUAAUGCCUCCUAGUGAGAUUCGUGUUUUCCCAGCUAAAAUCAAUAUCCCAAAGUUGGACAGUUAUAAUAAUAAUAAUAAUAGUUCUGUUACACAUACAAGGCAAUCGUCUGUUGAAAAUAAGUCAAUUACAAAUGAUAGUACAUGCUGUAACCGUACUGAGAGUGCAGAUGUGACUAAUCAAUCUCAUAAUGUAUCAAACAGACAAGUACAGGAACCGAAAAUUGGUACUACUGCUACUACUACAACUACUAACUUACGCAAAUCAGUUGCUUUACCAAGUUAUCUGUUUACAGAAGCAUCUGAAGUUUUAACAAAAUACUAUACUAUACACACUGUAAUUAAAUGUCACAUUGCCAAUCUACAAAAUGAGACAAUAUCUUGUGAAUUAUCUGCCAUGCUUGAAGCUUAUCUAAAAGUUCUCGAAUCUGAUUCUAGUCGCAUUCUAAUGGAUGAAAGAUCGGAAUUUUUAAAUUUUCUUCUCUAUCCAGACGAUGGUUAUCAGCAUGAUGAGAAACUUUUGAAGAAACAAGAUAAUCAUACCUCGGAUAUGUCACAGCCUGUGUUACACAAUUUAGCCUCAAUUGCCCUGCAGCCAGUGGACAUCAGUUCUAAAUCACAUGUUUCGGCUAGUGAAAGCAACUGUGAAACUAUGAUGAAUUUAACUGAUCAGCAAUCAGCUGUAUUAGAUGUAAAUCAAACCGAUUCUGCACUGACUUCAGAUCUUAACGGUGGUCAAUCAGAACAGCAGGCUAUACGAAAUCACUCGAACAGUAUUUCUAGUGAUAAUAACAGCUGUGGAGAAACAACCGGAAUGCAUUAUGUUACACAGAAUGGAAUUCAAUAUCAUGAUUGGAUGAGAGUAGCAUCCAACUUAAAUCCUGUUGAACUAACAUAUAUUGUGCAAAGAUUAGUGAAUGAAUUGAAACGUUGGAUAUAUCGAUUUGUUUCUGAUUGGAAUUUCAGAUUUAAUGAAUACGAAUUACUAAUGAAGCGGAUUGAGAAGAAUAUUCGUGAUACACGCAAAAAAGGCACAUCAUCCAAUGCUUCUGCAACACAUACAACUUCUGCCAACCAGCUGUCAAUAAUCCCUCAUUCAACUCCUAUUCAAAUAGCAGUUACAACAACAACCACACCAGCAAAAGAGGCAAUGGCAACAGCAUUACAAACAACAUCUGCGAAAACCUUGAGUAAUGCGAAUAGUAUGAAUAGUCUGUCAGAUACUGCAAAGUUCAGUGUAUCACUUCAAGAAGGCUCAUCUCAAUGCCAUGAUAAAUUAGAAGAACAUCUUUCUUCGUCCAGUAUGACGAGUGGAGUCCCAUUCCAAAAACCGGUUCAUUCCCCUGCAUUCGAUCAAAGUGAGACUAUAACAUCAGCUAAUUCAAGUAAUAACAUUCCAACUGUUACACAAACGCCUUCAGAUGACCACCCACUAACGACGACUAGUUUACUUGAAGUGAAUCAGACCACGAAAAAUGACAAUAAAACGUAUAAAUAUAUUAAAAGCACUUCAAAACUGAAUUCCUUCAAGGCAGGUCUUUAUACCUUCGGGGACAAUAGUCAGCAUGUAACUCUGCAUAAUGAGAGUAAAAGCAAUACAACGGAUGACAAUGUAGCAGUUGAUUCUUCUAAACACCUGUCGAUUUUGGAUACUAUAAAUAUGAAAGCUGUGUAUCAACGAAAUGAUCCAGAAAUUCCUGGUUCCACAUUAACCUAUCAGAAUCAUCAUCAAUCAAACAAGGCGGAAUCUACUGAUCACCAUAUCCGACCUGCAAUUUCAAGUCAAACUAAUCCUUCCACAUCUGGUGUACGUCGUUUCAUUCAUACGUUUCUCUCUUCAGCUAUGGAUUUAAAAGUGUUCGGUGAACCAGUUCCAGCAAAUGAACAUCCUCAAUUAAUUGUUUGUGAUGAAAGUUGUAUAACAAUUUUAAAGCAAUUCUAUAUAUCACAGAGUCUUUCAAGCGAAUCAACAUCUAAAGGUAGUGAUUGCAGUCGGCCACCUGCAUCUGUUUGUCAAUUAUUACUAGCUAAUCCUGAUGUAUAUGUUAAUGAUCGAGAGUUCACUUCAAUCAUUGCUUAUGCCUUAACCACGUCAGAAUAUGAACGGAAAUUGGUUGACUUGCACUCCACCCUUCAAGUGUCGACACAGCUUACUUCAGAUGUUCAACUUGGUCAGUCAGCACUCGCUAAUUUUAAAGAGAUUGAGGAUGAGUCAACUACUAUUCGUACAGAUAUAUCAGAUUUGGGGAAUGUUGAUGAACAGGAAAAAGCUAAUGUUAUUCUGGACAAUGAAGUGCCUAUAGUUAAUCCAGGUGACUAUGAAUCUUCUGUGAAAUCAGAUAUUCAUCAAGAGGUUAACAACAGUAAAGCGCCAACGUCAUCACACUUAAGUACACCUCGAGAUCAAAAGUUGUCAGGACUGACAUCAUCACAUUCGCCUAACUUACCAACUGCUGCUCAUCAUCCUGCAUCAUCCACAUCCUUGGGAAAUGAUAAAUCAAAUGUAUCUCGAAGUCGUCAUAUUAAAAUCCAGUUUUCUGAUAGCUCGACUAAUUUCUUUUGCUGUAUUUAUUAUGCCUCCGAAUUUUUCCGUUUACGCCAACUUGUAAUGCCCAAUGGAGAUAUGUCUUUCAUACAAUCCUUAUCAAGAUGCUAUCAUUGGGAUGCACGUGGUGGUAAAUCCGGCUCUUUGUUUAUGAAAACUCGGGAUGAACGAUUUGUAAUCAAAGAACUUUCAUCAAUUGAGAUGAAGACAUUUCAUGAGAUUUCUCAAGAAUAUUUUGAUUAUCUAAUCACGGCAGCACUUGAUCAGCGUCUAUGCGUAUUGUCACGAAUACUGGGAAUAUUUCAUGUUGGAUUCAAAAAUUCCGCUUCAGGUGAAGCACAUCGAUUUGAUGUUCUUGUGAUGGAAAAUCUAUUUCAUGGUCGUACGCAUUUAGCAUACAUCUACGACUUAAAAGGUUCUCUUCGUAAACGAUUAGCAGAUGAAUCAUCAAAUAAUAUUACACUUAGUACAAACACAGCUACUUGUAAUACAGAUCCAGCUCAAGAAAUGGAUGAAACUGUAUCAAAUUCUGGGAUUUCUUCUUCUGGACUUGCUUCUUCAACAAAAGAUAAUGGUUCACCAUCAGAAAUUGAUAAUAAACAUAUACCGGUUCUCUUAGAUCAGAAUCUAUUGAAUGCUUCUAUAGACAAUCCAUUGUACUUGAGAGUACAUUCAAAGAAUGCUUUAUCACACUGUUUGAAUACAGAUACAACAUUUUUAGCCAAUUUAUUCAUUAUGGAUUAUUCACUAUUGGUUGGUGUGGAUACAACAUCUAAUCAACUUGUAGUCGGUUUAAUUGACUAUUUGCGUAAAUUCACCCUAGACAAACGCUUAGAAAUGAUUAUUAAACAGACGAUAACUAGUGCACAAGGUCCAAUGCCAACUAUACUUACACCUGAUUUGUAUCGUGAACGUUUCCUUUAUCAACUGCACAGUUACUUUCCUCUACUACCUGACCAGUGGUAUGAUAGUUUAGCUGAGCAUACAGAAGGUUGGCGUGUACGUACACGACGGAAACCAAUAGGCAAGAAACAAUGAGACUGUUCACUGUUAUAUGACCACAUAUAAUUCAUAUGAGAUGAACUGAUCAUGAUUGUUAUUAUUAUUAAUAUUAUCAUUAUUAUUAUUUACUACUGAUAAUAAUAUCUUAUUAUUUUCUACUUCUGUGAUCAUUAUGUUUUGUAAUUAUUAAAGAAAAAAGAUUAUACUAAUAUUAUUUCUAUCUCAUUU
Trichobilharzia szidati is the source of this 8967-nucleotide messenger RNA. The record is from the annotation of a GenBank genome assembly. Lineage: Eukaryota; Metazoa; Platyhelminthes; Trematoda; Strigeidida; Schistosomatidae.